Carassius gibelio (silver crucian carp) is the source of this 2470-nucleotide messenger RNA. Its product is annotated as plexin-C1. Gene Ontology annotation, biological process: positive regulation of axonogenesis; regulation of cell shape; negative regulation of cell adhesion. The transcript has 15 exons. Gene Ontology annotation, molecular function: semaphorin receptor activity; protein binding. Gene Ontology annotation, cellular component: semaphorin receptor complex. The record is from RefSeq and is a predicted model, not a curated record. Lineage: Eukaryota; Metazoa; Chordata; Actinopteri; Cypriniformes; Cyprinidae. Bases 33 to 2255 code for a protein of 740 amino acids.
CACACUCUCAACCAGGUGGGAUUUUCUCAAGAAUGGCAGAAGGAGUAGAUGCCUUCACUGAGAGCACUGUGACAGAUGUGGAGUUUGUUGAUGGAUUCCAGAGAGUUUCACCCUCAGAAUCUUACUUAUUUCUCAACACAAAGACUGACUCCGAGAGGAAAGUGCUCAUCCUGUGGAUGAACAGCUCUAAAGGAAGAAAGACAGAAAUAAUCAAAUCCCUACAGGCUUCAAGGAUACGAUGCUGCAGUGAUAAAGCUCGUCCAGUGCUCGUCGCCAGCACCGUUAUUCCCUCAGUGAACAGAGUUAUUUGGGCAGGUGUGUUCAGUGCACAGAAUCAGCAGGAUCCGGAGAACAGCGCGCUGGCUCUGUACGACAUCAGUCAUGUUAAAGGACGAGUGAAGGGCUUCUGUCAUAAUGGUGAAAAUCCAUGUGGUUCUGAGAGUGAUACUGAACUUCAGCCGCUCUCUGUGGUGUUCAAGUACAGCUCAAUGUCAGCAGUGGCAGCAGUUAGAAGUGGAUCCUGGAUUGUGCUGUUCAUAGGAACCAGUGAUGGCCAGCUCAUAAAGCUUGUGUUGGAUGAGAAAUUCACUCCAGGCUGUCCAACAGUGCUUUUCAAAUCUGAUGAUGAACGAGCAGUGUUUCCCAGAAUGCACUUUGAUCCAGUAGAUUUCAAUCAUAUCUACAUAGCUCUGAAGAAACAGUUAAGAAGAGUGUCUGUGGUUUCGUGUGCUAAAUACAUCACUCUGAAAGACUGCAGAGCUGCUCUGGAUCCUCUCUGUGGCUGGUGUGUGAACACACACAGAUGCUCCACCCAAGAGGAAUGUUUGAAAUCUUCAUGGGUGUCCACCCCAAAAGACUCCCUUCAGAAACAGCUAGUUUCUUUUCAGGUUUGGGCAGAGAAAUCUUCCAACAAGAUUACUCUAUAUCUUUCAUUGAGUCUGGAGAGCACAGGAAAUCCUGCCUUCUCAUGUACCUUCAACACAGGAACCAUGAACCUGUGUGACGGGUCUGAUCCACCUGCAGUUUUCCCAAACUGCUCCUGUAGUUUUUCUGUUUUGUCUGACCAGCUACAAUAUACCAGAGGUUUACCCAUUUCGGCUGAAGUGGCUGUUGAGGAUCAGAAGAUGACAGAGAUGUUGAUGCUGAAAAACUGCCUGAAUAUCAAAGAUAAUUCACAGAGUGCUUCUUAUACACAGUGCGUGCAGUGUGUCUCAUCUGGGUGUCACUGGUCCUCUUCCUCCAAGCGUUGUGAUUGGACACUUGUCCCUGGACAGCAGUUACAAACACAGGAUGUCUGUAAUGGUUUAUUUUAUGAGAUGGAAUAUAAAAAGCCGGAGAUUCUGUCUCUGGAGCCGAACAAAGUUUCUUUCCAUGGCAGAAACAAUGUUUUACUAAGAGGAAGGAACCUGGAAUCUGUUACUAAAAUCCGUAUUCAAGGGGAUCUGGAGUGCAUUCCUAAAGAAUCUCCAGUGUUUGAUCGCUCCAGUGACACGUUAAGGUUCCACAUUCCUCCCAGUGCAACUAAAGGAACAGUGAAAGUGUGUGUUGUUACUCCUGACGACCGUUGUCAUGGUAACAGCAUCAUCACUUACAGUUCUCAGCCCAGCUGCACUGGAAUACAGCCCACAGUCAGCUGGAGCAGUGGUGGAAGGAAGAUUCAUCUUCAGGGGAGCAAUCUGGAAUUAGUGGAGUCAGUUACUGUACUUCCCUCUAAUAAAGUGAUGAAAACACAAUACAACACAAGCUCAUGGGAUGUGUGGUUCGUCUCUGUUCCUUAUGAUGGCAGUGGUCAGUUUAGCUUGUUGUUGAAUGUUGGGAACUCCACUGUGAAUUGUGUGGAUUAUUUCUCUUAUAAACCUGAUCCUGAAUUCACUGGAUUCACCACUGUACAGGUGGCCAAUGAUCUACAGGUGAACAUUCAGAAAAGGGCAGUUAUGUUGAAUUUGAGUAUGAAUGAGGUGACUGUGACGGGUCUACAGGGAGAUCAGCAGUAUCCAUGUGUUUUGGAGAGGAUUGAGUCCAAUGCCAUUAUCUGUGAGAUUAAAAGAGAAUCAGGACACGUCCCAGAAGUGGACUCACUCACUAUCAACAUUGGGAAUUUUUCUAUCACCCUAAGAAAAACAACAUGGAAUUACCGAUUUGUCUUGAUAUUAUUUUAUUUCAUAUUCUUAUUAAUUUUUCUUAUCUUUUGCAUUUUGUUAUUAUUAUUUCGGCGUAACAUCCGAUCUGUUUUUCCUGUUCAAUGGCCACUGUAAAAGCCACUGAUAUAUACAAACAUACACAAGUAAAAUUGUGCCGUAAAGUUCUGUUCACAAAUAUAAGUCAGUAUCUCUCAACCUUCUUUCUGACUGUUUAGAAAUCUUGUAAUAUCCUUUCUGUAGAGCUGUUCUCCAGACAGCAGGUGGCGCUUUAUACUUACAUAUUAUGACAUACUGUAAAAACUAUUUUAUAUUAAAAGACUUUGACUCUA